CCGCGAGAGUAGGGACGCGAUAAUACGUUUAAUCGCUACAUUAUAUUGACAGUUGAAUCUGCUUUUCGCGGCGCACAACGUUCGGAGUGAAGAAAAAACGUUAUUGAGAUAAGACUCUGAAUUCUUAAGUUGAUAAACAAUAUACGUUUAGUCUGAUUAUUUCCACUGAAUUCUUUGUUUGCCUAACAAAAUUUUUUUGUGAAGUAUGACGAUUCCUAACGGCUUAUCUAUGAAUGCUGCUGGAAAUUAUGAAGAGACGUCAAACAAUUCAAGCGAAUAUAGAUACAUGAUGAUGUUCAAGAGCAUAGUCGAUCAAGAGCUACUUCCAAAUGACUUCGAUGUUUGGACUAUAGAGGAGCAAUGUACAUGGAUAAACAAGAACAUCCCGACGUUUUUUCCGAAUGUACCAAAGUCGGUGUUGCAUUUAAUGCCAGGUUUCUGUCGACUAGCAAAUUGCAAACGGUCACUCGUGGAAACACCUGAAUGGUUGGAUAUGGAUAAGUACCGCAAAGGGCAGAAAUUUGUGCGUGAAAAUUAUUUCUCAAUUAUGAUUGGCACAGUAUUGGGCACUUUAUUGCUAUAUACCUUUGAGGAGGAUUUAAAACCACUGAUAAUAACAAAGGGCAGUAUUACGCCGUAUUUAGCAUUUAAAAGGUAUUUUUCAACUUUUCAACGAUUGUCUAGCUGGUAUAACGGAGAACCUUGGAUUAAAGGAACCCAAGCCUAUAAAGACAUGCAAUAUGCAUGUAAAAUGCAUUCAUUAACACAAGCAAAAUUAUCUAAACUCGAUAACAAUCAAUUUGAGAGCGAAGCUAAAAUCGCAGACCCGUGGUGCCCAGAUCACAAAUUACUUUUAAAAGAUUUCGCCGCGGUGUGUCCACUUAAUACACAAUCUUGUUAUCAAAUGAUUUCUAAGUCAUCGUACAUAAUAAAAAACUUGAAUAAUGCGAAUAUGGCAUGUGCACAAUGCUUUUUCUUCAGUAUAAUUUUGCUUUGGCCGCAAAAUAUUGGAAUACAUAAUGCAACCAACGAAGACAUGGAGGCCUUUUGCCAUAUGUGGAGAUGUUACGGAUAUUUUCUCGGAAUAGAGGAUGAGUACAACACAUGCCGUGGCAAUCUCAAGGAAAUAAAGCACCGUACUCGAGAUUUAUAUGAAGUGAUGUUGAGUAAUUUGAAUAAUAUUACACCAAAAUGGGAACACAUGACGAGAUGUUUCAUCGAAUCAUUAAAUUAUUAUCCUUUCCUCUAUAUGCCUUACAAAAUGAUGGUUGUAUUCGCUAUGGAUAUAUUAAAUAUAAGCAUGCCGCAUUUGUAUGUGUCAAUGAGUUACGCGGAAUGGAUUACUUAUAAAAUCUCGAGAUUCUUAUUUAGAUAUGCUUUUAAAUUCUCAAUCAUCCGAUUAAUUAUAAAUAAAGCGGCAAAUAAACUAAUUGACAAAGUGAUGAAUUUCAGCCCAGAGAAGAAUGUAGAACUUCAGGAGAAAUCAAAACAACAAUUAUUAAAAUUUUCUACAGAGCAUUAAUAGCGAAGCGUACUUGUAGAAAAGAUAAGGCGUGAGAUAGAUACAUGAUAGUGAAAUAUCAUAAUAUCUUAUAUAUGUAGUUUAAGUUGAAUUCUAAAAACAAUUAAAAGUAGUUUGCUGUAAUUUAUUUAGACAUCGUAGGAUAGUUAUUGAUCAUUACGUUGUCUUUAUAAAUUUCAUUGAAUUUCAGUUUUGCAGGUAGCAGAUAUUUUUACAGGUGUAUAUUUUACAUAAUUUUGAGACGUACGUUAGAUAUCGAUUUUUGAACUUUAGUCUAGCUCUAAGACUUUGCCGGCUUUCAAAUAAUAUAAGUGAAUUUAAUGUAUCACAAAAUGUGCAUUAAAAAUAAAGUUUUAUUUUAAGUAAAUAAUUAAAA
Solenopsis invicta (red fire ant) is the source of this 1898-nucleotide messenger RNA. RefSeq lists its product as uncharacterized. Bases 206 to 1522 code for a protein of 438 amino acids. The transcript is spliced from 4 exons. Lineage: Eukaryota; Metazoa; Arthropoda; Insecta; Hymenoptera; Formicidae. The record is from RefSeq and is a predicted model, not a curated record.